GGCAGCGAGGAGCCACCCAGCAGCCGGGCUGUGAUUGGGCAGAGGAGUGGGGUUCUCGACACAGCGUGGUGCUGACUUCUCCGGGACGUGUUUCAACAGAUGGUCGAGGUUAGAGAGUGUCAUCACAUCGGAGAGAGGAUUAGAGGAGAGAGGUAGUCUUCCAGGAGCUGUGUGGUCCCUCCCUUCGCGCUCUUGAAACUGAAAAUCCCAGCGCCAAGACGCAAACCCCUCCAUGCGCAAAAAGGAAGAUCCAGGGAAGGAUACAUCUGAGAGGAAUCUUUAGCCUCUCCUCUUGCUCAGCCAACAUUCUCUGCUGCCUUCCAGCACACACAGCCUGUGAAGGCCAUAUGAUUGUGAGUGAGUGGCCUGGCCAGUCCUCUGCUCCCUCCCAUCUCUCCAUUAUUCCUCCCACCGCCCCAUCCAGUGGCCUGUUGGAUCAGUUGGAUCGGACACCAUGCUGAUUCUCUGGCUGUCCUGGUUGGCCUUGCUGUCUCUGGACUGGACUCCAGGCAGCUGGGCCUUUACCACCACCAGGGCCCAGGGGCUUCGGGGUCGCAUCCAGCGAGACCGUAGAAACAUCCGGCCCAACAUCAUCCUCAUCAUGACCGACGACCAGGAUGUUGAGUUGGGUUCUCUACAGGUGAUGAAUAAAACUCGUAAGAUAAUGGAAGACGGUGGCACGUCCUUCAUCAAUGCCUUUGUCACCACACCAAUGUGCUGCCCGUCACGGUCCUCCAUGCUGACGGGGAAGUAUGUCCACAACCACAACACUUACACCAACAACGAGAACUGUUCCUCCCCGUCUUGGCAAGCUCAACACGAGCCGCGGUCCUUUGCGGUCUACCUCAACAACACAGGCUACAGGACAGCCUUCUUCGGCAAGUACCUCAACGAGUACAAUGGCAGCUACAUCCCACCUGGGUGGCGCGAAUGGGUUGGGUUGAUUAAAAAUUCCCGCUUCUAUAAUUACACCGUCUGUCGGAAUGGUUACAAAGAAAAACACGGCGCUGACUAUGCCAAGGACUAUUUCACGGAUCUGAUCACCAACGAUAGCAUCAGCUUCUUCCGCAUGUCCAAGAAGGUCUACCCUCACCGUCCUGUGAUGAUGGUUAUCAGUCACGCUGCUCCUCACGGCCCAGAAGACUCAGCCCCACAGUACGCCGAGUUCUUCCCAAAUGCUUCGCAGCACAUAACCCCCAGCUACAACUAUGCCCCAAAUAUGGACAAACAUUGGAUCAUGCAGUAUACGGGCCCCAUGAAACCAAUCCACAUGGAGUUCACCAACUUUCUGCAUCGGAAACGGCUGCAGACGCUGAUGUCCGUCGACGACUCUGUCCAAAAGGUUUACGAGAUGCUGGAGGAAACAGGAGAGUUGGACAACACCUACAUCAUUUACACAGCUGACCACGGCUACCACAUUGGCCAGUUUGGGUUAGUCAAGGGGAAAUCAAUGCCGUAUGAUUUUGACAUCAGAGUACCGUUCUUCCUAAGAGGGCCGAAUGUGGAGCCAGGGGCUGUAAACCCUCAUGUGGUGCUGAACAUCGAUCUAGCGCCCACCAUUCUCCAUAUUGCUGGUCUGGACACUCCUCCAGACAUGGAUGGAAAGUCGAUCCUCAAGCUGUUGGAACAGGAUCGGACUGGCAAUAGAUUUAAGCCCAACCGGAAACCCAAAGUCUGGAGAGACACAUUCCUGGUGGAGCGAGGUAAGAUCCUGAGAAAGAAGGACGACUCCAUGAGCACUCAACACACCAACAGCCUUCCCAAACACAAGAUGGUCAAAGCGACGUGCCAGCAGGCUGAAUUCCAGACGGCAUGCGAGCAACCGGGACAGAAAUGGCACUGUGUGGAGGAGAUCUCAGGGAAGUGGAGGCUACAGAAGUGUAAAGGGGGGUCAAAAGACAGCUCCAGGCAGAGAGCCCGGAGCGCGAAGCCCCGCAGUAGCCAUGACAACAGAGAAAAGAUCUGCGACUGCGAGGAGAUGCUUUACAAACCAUCCAGGACUGACCGGCGCUCCCAUCGGCGAUUCUCCUCACCAAACCAACGUUACCGUCCUCGGUUUGUCCACACACGACCCGCCCGAUCACUGUCUGUUGAGUUUGAGGGUCAGAUAUAUGACAUCGACCUGCAGGCUGAUGACCAGUCAGGCAUACGCCGACGCAUCAUCUCAAAGCGCCACCAUAACCAGGAGGACCCCGAGUUUGACCUGGGCACUGAUGACGGUUCAGAGGAGAUGCUGGCAGAUGAUACCAACGCUGUGGGAUACCCCAACUCUCUGAAAGUUACCCACAAAUGUUAUAUCUUGACUAAUGACAGCGUCCACUGUGAAAGAGAAAUCUACGAGUCCUCCAGAGCGUGGAAAACCCAUAAGACCUACAUAGACCAGGAGAUCGAACUUCUUCUUGACAAAAUCAAGAAUCUCCGCGAGGUCAAAGGUCACCUGAAGAGAACACGACCGGAUGAGUGCGACUGUGGAAAGAGCUAUUAUGGCAAAGGACUGAGAAACAAGGAAGAGAGACUGAAGAGCAGGAACGAUCAGCUGCAUCCGUUUAAGGAGGCCGUGCAUGAAACUGAUGGGAAGGCGCAGCUGUACAAUGAGAUUCGCAGGAGGAAGAAAGAAAGGAAGGAGAAGAAGCGUCAUAGGAAAGGAGACGAUUGCAGCCUGCCGGGCCUCACCUGUUUCACCCAUAACAACGACCACUGGCAGACCGCUCCCUUCUGGACACUGGGUGGAUUCUGUGCAUGCACCAGCUCCAACAAUAAUACCUACUGGUGCCUGAGAACCAUCAAUGAGACCCACAACACGCUUUUUUGCGAGUUUUCUAGUGGCUUCCUGGAAUACUUCGACCUCAACAGUGACCCCUACCAGCUGACCAAUGCAGUGUUUGCCGUGGAUCGUGAUGUUCUGAACUCACUCCAUGUUCAGCUGAUGGAAAUGAGGAGCUGCCAGGGUCACAAGCAGUGCAACCCUCGUCCUAAAGGCCUGGAUGCAGCAUACAGCCAGUAUGGGAGGGACGACAGGGUUAAGCUGCCCAACCUGACCGAUGAGGAGGUGAACUGGCAGGCGCUGGAGGACUUGUACAGCAUAAACGAAAGCCUAUAUGAGUGUAGGCCUGACUACAGCCCCUGCCCAGACAACUGGGCCAACUUCCAGAAGGACGUUGAUCAAAUGUUUGCACUGAGACUCAUUUUAAACCAAUUGAACCGAACCCAAAUGCUUGAUGACUCCACCCUGCCAGAGCUGGGCUCUGGGGCCGGGGGUGGGAGCCCUGAAGAGGGCAGCGGAGAAGGGCUGGCGUCCAGCAGCGACGUCUGGCCGGGCCUGUCCGCAGAGACCCGCCUCGCCACCCCCGCCCCCAGCAGGCCAUCAGCACCACCCACACUGGAAAAGAAACUGGAAUCUGUCACGAACGACCUCCCCGAGAGCGCCGCCAGUGGAAGGUCUGUUCUGCGCGGCGGAGACGAGGCCGUCUUCGGGAGCGACGCGCGGGCGUGGCAGCUGGAGGAGGUGGAAAGGGAAAUGUUUAGCGGGAACGGAAUGACGGAGCUAGAGACGCAACACGACAGCCUCAUGCGUGCUCACGCCAGCCUGCAGGCCCAGUUAGAACCCGGCCACGUCGGGGCCAAAGGUCCAGAGGAGGACAUUUUCCAGGCCCAAGGCUUCAUCCCUUUCUCCCCACAGACUCUGAGGCCAAAGGUGACAGCCACCACCUCCAUCCCGACGAUGGGAGUGACGCUGAACACCCUCCCUCAGCCGUUGCCGCCCCUCAGCGUGGAAUACGAGGGCAGUGGCUCCCUACUCACCAAUCAGACCCUCUGAGGAAGACUCGCGCUCUGGCCAAUCAGCCAGAAAGCUCCCGGCUGCCAUAGUGACACAGACACUGAUAAAGGGACGAGCUCUGCAGGAGCUAAAGGCCACCUCAGUCAGUCAGAGCUGUACGAUUAUUAAACAUGUUUAUUUUUGUUACUGGUGCCUGCAUUUAUUGGUAAACAUUACUAAUAAAUGUAAACAAGCGUUUUUUCCUCUGCUGUAUAUAAAUAAAUAAAUAUGAAAAAGGCCUUCAAGCAGCUGAGCUCGUAUUAAAGGUGAUUAUUUCCGUAUAGAGACAUUGAGUGUUUUAAUAUUUAAUAUUUUUUUAUGUGAAACAGUGAGUGGUGAAACCAUCAACAGCUGAAUGGUGAGGUGUUUGAACCCGAAACGACACGGAUCCCAAAGGCACUUACGGACAUUUCCACUGUUUUCUACAAAUCAAAGUUUUACAGCUUUUGUGCAACAAGAUGAUUUUGAAAGUUAUUUUUUCAUGGUCAAGACAAUCACAGCUGCCACAAACAUGAAAAUAAUGUUUUUCUAUUCAUCACACUUUACAUGCUUUUAUUUUGAAGUUUCAAUGACCGAUAAAAAAACAAAACCUAAAUGUUUUUUUUUUGAUGAUGUAAGACUUGAAUAAUUUAGAGUGCAACUUGUCAUAAGUGUACGGUUUGUAAAAUUAUCUGCAGCUUUAUUUUUGUUCCAAAAAAAAAACAUUUUCCUCUUCAAACUGUCUCAAUAAAGCCAACAUGCUACGUGUUUCAAA
This is a messenger RNA of Nothobranchius furzeri (turquoise killifish), 4571 nucleotides long. RefSeq names its product sulfatase 1 (gene sulf1). NCBI's taxonomy places the organism in Eukaryota, Metazoa, Chordata, Actinopteri, Cyprinodontiformes, Nothobranchiidae. The record is from RefSeq and is a predicted model, not a curated record. Gene Ontology annotation, biological process: negative regulation of fibroblast growth factor receptor signaling pathway; positive regulation of vascular endothelial growth factor production; heparan sulfate proteoglycan metabolic process. Gene Ontology annotation, cellular component: Golgi apparatus; cell surface; endoplasmic reticulum. Gene Ontology annotation, molecular function: glycosaminoglycan binding; N-acetylglucosamine-6-sulfatase activity; calcium ion binding.